AUGGCGACAUCUAUCGCGCAGGGACUCUUCAAAUCCCUGCCGAAACCGAAAUACACCGGCGAAGACGAAGAAUUGCCGCCACAUACCCAACCCAAAGGCCCGCGAAUCGUGGGAGCUGGUGCUCUCAACGAAUCGCAAGUUGUUCUAAAAACAGCUGGCCCACCCCCGUAUGGCAGGCGUUCAGGAUGGCGACCUCGAAACCCUGAAGACUUUGCAGAUGGCGGCGCGUUCCCCGAAAUCCCAGUGGCUCAAUAUCCCCUCGAUAUGGGGCGGAAAGGCACCUCAUCAACGUCAAAUGCCUUAGCUGUUCAAGUUGACGCGGAAGGGAAGGUUAAAUACGACGCCAUUGCAAAACAGGGCCAUGGCGAGAAUCGGAUUGUCCACGCCUCUUUCAAAGACCUAAUACCUCUCCGCCAACGCGUAGAUAUGGGCGAAAUAUCUCUAGCUCGGCCUUCACAAGAAGAGGUGGCGGAGCAAAUGGAGAAAACAAAAGCUGCGUUGGCAAAAUUGGUGACUGGGGCUGUUGCGGCGCAGAAGCCAAAAAAUGUCAAGGGCGGGAAAAGGAACGAACCCACGUUCGUGAGGUAUACACCCGCAAAUCAAAUGGGUGAUACAAGCAAGAAAAAUGAUAGGAUUAUGAAGAUUGUAGAGAGACAAGUUGACCCCAUGGAGCCCCCGAAAUUCAAGCAUAAGAAGAUUCCUCGCGGUCCGCCCUCCCCGCCACCGCCAGUCAUGCACUCACCACCCCGGAAACUUACUGCAGAAGAUCAAGAAGCAUGGAGGAUUCCCCCUCCCGUUUCAAAUUGGAAGAACCCUAGAGGCUAUACUGUUCCGCUGGAUAAACGAUUGGCGGCCGAUGGGCGUGGUUUACAGGAUGUUUCUAUCAAUGACAAAUUUGCCCAGUUUGCGGAAGCCCUGUUUACAGCUGACCGUCAUGCCCGGGAGGAAGUGAAACAGAGAGCUCAAAUGCAACAGAAGUUAGCAGAGAAGGAGAAGGCACAGAAAGAAGAGCAUCUUCGCCAACUAGCUCAAAAGGCACGCGAGGCAAGGUCGGGUGGCACAAGUCGCCAGGAAUCUCGAGCGCGAACACGUUCACGAUCUAUUAGCGGCAGCCGAAGUCCAUCACCAUAUUCAUCCCGUUCUGCCACGCCCAGUGAAGAUGAAGAUGCUGCCCGUGAACGUGAACGUCGGCGUCGGCAACAACGACAAGAAGCUGAACGUCAGCUUCGUCAAUCCCGUAUGGGUACUGAGCGUCGGAUCCAGAUGAUGGCGCGAGAACAAAACCGUGAUAUCUCCGAGAAGGUCGCACUUGGCCUUGCAAAGCCAACACAGAGUAAAGAGACGAUGUAUGACUCCCGACUUUUCAACCAGACGAGCGGAUUCGAGAGUGGAUUCAAUGAAGAUCAGCCAUAUGACAAACCCCUUUUCGCCGCACAAGAUGCCAUCAAUAGUAUUUACCGCCCUCGGGCACAAGCAGACGACUUUGAUGACGAGGAGGCGGCCGGUGCGGAGAUGAGUCGAAUAGAGCGGAAUAGCCGAUUUGAAGUCCUAGGCCGUGCUAAACAAGGCUUCAAAGGCGCGGCAGAUGCAGAGGCUCGAGAUGGACCAGUUCAAUUCGAGAAAGAUACUUCCGACCCAUUUGGCAUCGAUGGAAUGAUUGCUGAAGUUACUGGUGGAAGCACGCAGAAAAGAUACGGUAUUCAAGAAGCCGAGGGUGCCAAGGAGCGCGGAUCGAAGCGUGCCCGUAUGGACGACGACGACGACCAUGAUCGAGGGAGAUAG
Histoplasma mississippiense is the source of this 1782-nucleotide messenger RNA. RefSeq lists its product as hypothetical. Gene Ontology annotation, cellular component: spliceosomal complex. Lineage: Eukaryota; Fungi; Ascomycota; Eurotiomycetes; Onygenales; Ajellomycetaceae. The transcript is spliced from 3 exons. Gene Ontology annotation, biological process: mRNA splicing, via spliceosome. Bases 1 to 1782 code for a protein of 593 amino acids. The record is from RefSeq and is a predicted model, not a curated record.